Alligator sinensis (Chinese alligator) is the source of this 3908-nucleotide messenger RNA. Its product is annotated as myosin-1B-like. The transcript has 26 exons. Gene Ontology annotation, cellular component: myosin complex. Gene Ontology annotation, molecular function: cytoskeletal motor activity; actin filament binding; ATP binding. Lineage: Eukaryota; Metazoa; Chordata; Crocodylia; Alligatoridae. The record is from RefSeq and is a predicted model, not a curated record. The annotation marks the transcript as partial.
UUUGCACAGAAAGUUCCAAGUAACGGCCAGAUUCCAGCUUGCUCACCAUCCAUCUGGUAUCACAAGUUUGCUGUCACUGCACCAAAUAAACCGCAGCCAUGUCUUCGGACGCCGAGAUGGCCGUCUUUGGGCCGGCUGCUCUUUACCUCCGAAAGUCAGAAAAGGAGAGAAUUGAGGCCCAGAACAAGCCUUUUGAUGCCAAGUCAUCUGUCUUUGUGGCGCAUGCUAAAGAAUCCUAUGUGAAAGGCAGCAUCCAGAGCAGGGAAGGAGGGAAGGUCACAGUCAAGACAGAAAAGGGAGAAAGUCUCACCGUUAAGGAUGAUCAAAUCUUCUCAAUGAACCCUCCCAAGUAUGAUAAAAUUGAGGACAUGGCUAUGAUGACCCAUCUCCAUGAACCUGCUGUCCUGUAUAACCUCAAAGAGCGUUAUGCAGCCUGGAUGAUCUACACCUACUCUGGUCUCUUCUGUGUCACUGUCAACCCCUACAAGUGGCUGCCAGUGUACAACCCAGAGGUGGUCAUGGCAUACAGGGGGAAAAAGCGUCAAGAAGCCCCUCCCCACAUCUUCUCCAUCUCUGACAAUGCCUAUCAGUCCAUGUUAACUGAUCGGGAGAAUCAGUCCAUCUUGAUCACUGGAGAAUCUGGUGCAGGAAAGACUGUGAACACGAAGCGUGUCAUCCAGUACUUUGCAACAAUUGCAGCUAGUGGGGAAAAGAAAAAGGAAGAGCAGCCGCAGCAGGCCGGCAAACUGCACGGGACCCUUGAAGAUCAAAUUAUCAGUGCCAACCCUCUGCUGGAGGCCUUUGGCAAUGCCAAGACUGUGAGAAAUGACAACUCCUCACGCUUUGUAAGUCUUAAGAGAAUUGCAUCUGGUCCAAUUAUUCCUAUAAUUGCUGACAAGGCUGCCUAUUUGAUGGGUCUAAACUCAGCUGACCUGCUAAAAGCCCUUUGUUACCCCCGAGUCAAGGUCGGGAAUGAGUAUGUGACCAAAGGUCAAACAGUGCAGCAGGUGCACAAUUCAGUUGGUGCUCUGGCAAAGGCUGUAUAUGAGAAGAUGUUCUUGUGGAUGGUCGUUCGUAUCAACCAGCAGCUGGAUACGAAGCAGGCCAGACAGUACUUCAUUGGUGUGCUAGACAUUGCUGGCUUUGAGAUCUUUGAUUACAACAGCUUGGAGCAGCUGUGCAUCAACUUCACCAACGAGAAACUGCAACAGUUUUUCAACCACCACAUGUUUGUGCUGGAGCAGGAGGAGUACAAGAAGGAAGGGAUUGAAUGGGAAUUCAUUGACUUUGGGAUGGAUUUGGCCGCCUGCAUUGAGCUCAUUGAGAAGCCCAUGGGCAUUUUCUCCAUCCUGGAAGAGGAGUGCAUGUUCCCCAAGGCAACUGACGCUUCCUUCAAGAACAAGCUCUACGAUCAGCAUCUGGGCAAGUCCAACAACUUCCAGAAACCGAAGCCUGCCAAAGGAAAGGCUGAGGCCCACUUCUCCCUGGUGCACUACGCAGGCACUGUGGACUACAACAUCACUGGCUGGCUUGAGAAGAACAAGGACCCCCUGAAUGAAACUGUCAUUGCGCUGUACCAGAAAUCAUCAUUGAAAACACUGGCUCUGCUCUUUGCCUCUUUUGGUGGAGCAGAAGAGGGUGGUGGUGGCAAGAAGGGCGGCAAGAAGAAGGGUUCCUCUUUCCAGACGGUCUCUGCUCUUUUCAGGGAGAACUUAAACAAGCUGAUGUCCAAUCUGAGAAGCACUCAUCCUCAUUUUGUACGAUGCCUCAUUCCCAAUGAAACAAAAACACCUGGUGCCAUGGAACAUGAACUGGUGCUGCACCAGCUGCGGUGUAACGGCGUGCUGGAAGGGAUCAGAAUUUGCAGGAAAGGCUUCCCCAGCAGAAUCAUUUAUGGAGACUUUAAGCAGAGAUACAGGAUUUUAAAUGCAAGUGCUAUCCCAGAAGGACAAUUCAUCGACAGCAAGAAAGCUUCUGAGAAGCUCCUUGGGUCCAUUGAUGUUGACCCUACACAGUAUAAAUUUGGACACACCAAGGUGUUCUUCAAAGCUGGCCUGCUGGGUCUUCUAGAGGAGAUGAGAGAUGACAAACUGGCACAGCUGAUUACUCGCACACAAGCUAUGUGUCGAGGAUUCCUGAUGAGAGUAGAGUUCCAGAAAAUGAUGGAAAGGCGGGAGUCCAUCUUCUGUAUUCAGUACAAUGUUCGUGCAUUCAUGAAUGUCAAGCACUGGCCCUGGAUGAAGCUGUACUUCAAGAUCAAACCCUUGCUGAAGAGUGCUGAGUCUGAGAAGGAGAUGGCCAACAUGAAGGAAGAGUUUGAGAAAACAAAGGAAGAGCUUGCUAAAUCUGAAGCAAAAAGGAAGGAACUAGAGGAGAAAAUGGUGUCCUUGAUGCAAGAGAAAAAUGACCUACAGCUCCAAGUGCAAUCUGAAGCUGAUGGCCUGGCUGAUGCUGAGGAGAGAUGUGACCAGCUGAUCAAAACCAAAAUCCAGCUUGAAGCUAAAAUUAAAGAGGUGACUGAAAGAGCAGAGGACGAAGAAGAAAUGAAUGCUGAGCUGACAGCCAAGAAGAGGAAACUGGAGGAUGAAUGUUCAGAGCUGAAGAAAGACAUUGAUGACCUUGAGUUAACCUUGGCCAAGGUGGAAAAGGAAAAACAUGCCACAGAAAACAAGGUGAAAAACCUCACUGAGGAGAUGGCAGUCCUGGAUGAGAGCAUUGCCAAGCUGACAAAAGAAAAGAAAGCCCUCCAAGAGGCCCAUCAGCAGACUCUGGAUGACCUGCAGGCAGAAGAGGACAAAGUGAACACAUUGACCAAAGCUAAAACAAAACUGGAGCAGCAAGUGGAUGACCUUGAGGGGUCCCUGGAGCAGGAGAAGAAACUUCGCAUGGACCUGGAAAGAGCAAAGAGGAAACUUGAAGGAGACUUGAAGCUGGCCCAGGAAUCCACAAUGGAUUUAGAAAAUGAUAAGCAGCAGCUGGAUGAAAAGCUGAAAAAGAAAGACUUUGAAAUCAGUCAGCUCCAAAGCAAAAUUGAGGAUGAGCAAGCCCUGGGCAUCCAGCUGCAGAAGAAGAUCAAGGAGCUCCAGGCCCGUAUAGAGGAGCUGGAGGAGGAAAUAGAAUCAGAACGAGCCUCUCGGGCAAAAGCAGAGAAGCAGCGGGCUGAUCUCUCCAGGGAACUUGAGGAGAUCAGCGAGCGCCUGGAAGAAGCUGGUGGGGCAACAGCAGCUCAGAUUGAGAUGAACAAGAAGCGCGAGGCAGAAUUCCAGAAGAUGCGCCGAGACCUUGAAGAGGCUACUCUGCAGCAUGAAGCGACAGCCUCUGCCCUCCGGAAGAAGCAUGCUGACAGCACAGCCGAGCUCGGGGAGCAAAUUGACAACCUGCAACGGGUCAAGCAGAAGCUGGAGAAGGAGAAGAGUGAGCUGAAGAUGGAGAUUGAUGACCUGGCUAGCAACAUGGAGACUGUUUCCAAAGCCAAGGCAAAUCUGGAGAAGAUGUGCCGCACUCUGGAGGACCAGCUUAGUGAGGUUAAGACCAAGGAGGAGGAGCACCAGAGAACAAUCAAUGACCUCAGUGCUCAAAGAGCACGUUUACAGACAGAAUCAGGUGAAUUUUCUCGCCAGGUGGAGGAAAAAGAUUCUUUGAUUUCACAGCUGUCAAGGGGCAAGCAAGCAUUUACCCAACAGAUUGAGGAAUUGAAGAGGCAACUAGAGGAAGAGAUAAAGGCCAAGAAUGCGCUGGCACAUGGCUUGCAGUCUGCUCGCCAUGACUGUGACUUGCUGCGGGAACAAUAUGAAGAGGAGCAGGAAGCCAAGGGUGAAUUGCAACGUUCCUUGUCCAAAGCCAACAGUGAAGUUGCCCAGUGGAGAACCAAAUAUGAAACCGAUGCUAUUCAGCGGACAGAGGAGCUG